This is a messenger RNA of Lates calcarifer (barramundi perch), 1941 nucleotides long. It is a transcript of the gene olig3, whose product is annotated as oligodendrocyte transcription factor 3. The transcript has a single exon. The coding region runs from base 296 to 1195 and encodes 299 amino acids. Gene Ontology annotation, molecular function: protein dimerization activity. The record is from RefSeq and is a predicted model, not a curated record. NCBI's taxonomy places the organism in Eukaryota, Metazoa, Chordata, Actinopteri, Centropomidae.
GUCCUCCUCACCGCAGACAUACGGAGACACGCGGAGAGAGAAAGUCAGCAGCCACAGAGGCAGCAGAAGUGGUCACCGAUGUGAUAAGAGGGACAGAAGCGUGGGGACAGACGGGAUACAGACAACAUCAGCUGACCAAAGGCUCCAGGAGCACACAGAGAGAGACAGACAGAGAGGGAGUAAGAAAGAGAGAGGGGAGAGAGUGAAAGUGAGGGAGAGAGAGAGAGAGAGAGAGAGAGAGGGAGGAAGCCAGCAGCGACCUCCUACCCAACAACCUCGGAAGCGAACCCAUAAAAUGAAUUCAGACUCCAGCCCGAGCAGCAGAGCCUCCUCCCCGGACAUGGACGGCAUGUUUCUCCGAGACCACCUCCCGCACCACCACCAUCACCACCACCACCACCACGUCGGCUCCUCCGUGUCCUCCUCCACGCAGAGCGGCGAGCAGCAGCGCCAGAAGAUGACCGGCGUCGAGCACCUGCGGUCCGGAGACGCCAAGUCUGUGUCCGUGGGAAGCAGCAGCAGCAGCAGCAGCAGCAGCAACAGCAACAAGUACAAACUGAAGAAGCAAGUCACCGAGGAGGAAAUGUACCAGCUCCGUCUCAAGAUUAACGGCCGGGAGCGGAAGCGCAUGCACGACCUCAACCUGGCCAUGGACGGCCUGCGCGAGGUGAUGCCCUACGCGCACGGGCCCUCGGUGCGGAAGUUGUCCAAGAUCGCCACGCUGCUUCUCGCCAGGAACUACAUCCUGAUGCUCACGAGCUCCUUGGACGAGAUGAAGCGGCUGGUGGGGGAGAUUUACGGUGGGCAGCACUCGGCCUUCCACUGCGGCACCGUGACGCACGCCGGCGGCACCGGUGGACACUCCGGAGGCCAGGCCGCCGCGGCCGCCGCCGCCGCCGCCGCCGCGGCCGCCGCUCACCAGGUGCACCCUCUCCUCGGGAGCGCGCUGUCCUCCUCCACGUCCUCCACCCUGUCCAGCGCGCUGCCGGGGCUCACGUCCAUCCGAGCGCCCCACUCCCUGAUGAAGGGCUCCCCGGCUGCGCCACCGGCCCUGCAGCUGGGCUCCGGCUUCCAGCACUGGGCCGGGCUGCCGUGUCCCUGCACCAUCUGCCAGGUGCCUCCUCCUCCUCACAUCCCCAUCACCUCCACCGGCCUCACGAGACUCACGGGGGAGGGCAAGGACGGGAUGAAAUGAUGUCUGACAGACACGCAGAGACUGAGAGACAUGUAAUGAUGUUUGUAAAUAAAGAAUUCAGGGCAUGAGGGUGGAUUUGACCUCACUGAUGCAUGCUGUUGUUUAGUCUGUUUUCUUGUUUGGCGUAUGAGAAAAAAAGUAUUAUUUUCCUCCUUGUAACAAGGACUUAUAAAGACUGAUGAUUUUGCCAGUUGAAGGGUAAAAAAAAAAAGUUCUGUGUCAUGCAACAAGACGCCAUGAGCCUCUUAUGUUUGACUGAGUUUUUGUCUCACACCACAAUGUGAAAGGUGACGGAGGCUGCAUGAACAUUUUGAUUUAAUUUCACCUUAUUUUUUUGUAUCAGGCGUCAUUUUGUGAAAACGAAGAAUGCUCUCUGUGCCUUGUACCAAGGAAUUUUAAAACUUGAGUUCUAUAUGAAAAAUAAUGUCAUUUAUGUGUUUGGUUGAAUGAUUCUGCCACUGCGGAAAUUUGUUUGAAAAUCUAAGUUUUAGAUUGAUUUUUAUGUUGUGGGUCAUUGGUUGUCCAUUUGUGCUCUAAUUUCCAGUUUUUAUUUUUAUCUUUUUUUUGUUUUUGUUUUUGUUUUUUUCCUUUUGCAUGAUGGUAUAACUGUCACAGCAUGGUUGUUUUUGCUGAACUGAAUUUGUUAUGCCCAGAGACCCCGUGUCUUUAUUUUUGUACGUUGUUGAUGACUGAUGAAAUAUUUAUUAUCACCCAGCGUCCCUGGAUGAAAUUUCAAUAAAACUGAA